Molecule: messenger RNA, 1111 nt
Organism: Stylophora pistillata
Lineage: Eukaryota; Metazoa; Cnidaria; Anthozoa; Scleractinia; Pocilloporidae
Product: WD repeat-containing protein 41
Biological process (GO): regulation of autophagy
Cellular component (GO): lysosomal membrane
Molecular function (GO): protein binding
Source: RefSeq, a predicted model, not a curated record
AAUUGUAAGCGGUGGUUUUAGGGAUUAGAGGGUGAGCUGACGGAAAGGGAACCUGAUUCUCGCUUGCCAUCGCUUUCGUGCAAGUGAUACUGCGUCACGAGCGUCUGAACAAUCCAAGGAAACACGGGAAAAGAGAAAAAGAAAGUGAUCAGUUUGGACCUUAUUAAGAAUAUAGUGCCAGUUCCCUAAAGAAAGCAGGCAAAUAUGGGAGUAAAAUAAAACAACUUAUUUAAUAGUGAAACCCGUGAUGUGAACGUGACCAAUCAAGUCCACUUACGGUGGAACGGAUCUGUCACUCCCAUAGCAGGUUGAAAAAGCAGUCAAACAUUUACACAGAGAAAAUAGAACGGCAAGGGUAAAUUAUUGACGAAUGUCAAUGCAACGUACGACCAAUUUUCUUAAGGAUGACGCACAGAUCCUGUCAGAUGAAAGCGCUUCACACGUAACGGUAGAGGAUGUUCCAGAGAUUGAAGAUGAUCAGCCAAGGAAUCCCUUCACAGAACUGAGAUUACUGUCCUCACAUACAGACAUUGUUCAUUUGUUAACUGUUAUUGAUGACAGAAGGUUUGCAUCAGCUUCUGAUGAUAACCUUGCAGUCAUUUGGGAUGCUAAGAAUGGAAAGCGCCUCAGUGUUUUGAGUGGCCACACCCGGCCCAUUAAGUGCAUGCUCCUCUUACAUCAAAGACAAGAAUACCAGAAUGAAGAAACAGCCAACAUUCUUUUGCUGACUGGUUCAUCAGACAGAACUAUAUUGGUUUGGGAUGUAAAUGAUGGUCAUUGUCUGCACACAAUCUCAGAUCAUUGUGGCACUGUGAAGGUUUGCAUGCUCCUGAUGAUGUCUUUGUACUGGAAAAUAAUGAUUUUUAAAACAUAUAGCUGCUGAAAAAAAAAAAAACACACAGUAUUUACUUGAAACAGUGUUUUCAUAGCCAACCAUGACAUGAAGCAACUAGGAACAUAACUAUUCCUCUACCUGGGAGGUGAUUUUAUCUCUUGGAGUUUCCACUUGGUUAUAUCCGUAAGAGUUUGCAUGCUACUGAGCCAUCAGGCCUUCUCAACAUCUUCCUCCUUCUCUCCCUCCUGAUCAUUAAAAUGACAUGUUUCUCCACCA